CGCUGAGGGGAGCGCGCCGGCCCGACGCCAUCCUCCUCCUCCUCCUCCUCCUUCUCCUCCUUCUCCUCCUCCUCCCCAGGCCUGCCGGCCGGGCGGGUUCCUUCCUCGGCGGCUCCGGCUCCAUCCCCGCCCGGAAGAGGAAGGCCGCAGCGGAGGGCUGGAGGGGAGCUGCCGCCGCCCGCAGCAUCCCCACGGGAGGGCUGUGGGCCCUGAGGAGCGGACUACUAAGGAGUCAGAGGAGCCUUCCCCAUGCGUGGCAGAAGUAGAGCACCUGGGAACAUGGCCCUGCAAGAGAGGGAAAGCAGCAGCAGCUUCAUCAAUGACAAGCAGGAACAGAAUUGUAGUCGUGUUAUUACAGUUGUCUUCCUGGCACUCUUCAUUGACUUGUUGGGAUUCGCUCUCAUCUUGCCACUGUUUCCUUCCAUCCUUGAUUAUUACAGCCAGUCCGAGGAUGGAUUCUAUUUGUCAUUGCAACGUGGAGUGGACUGGUUUGCAGAGAUGGUUGGGAUGCCUGCAGAACGGAAAUACAACAGUGUCUUGUUUGGAGGUCUGAUUGGCUCUAUCUUUUCCAUCCUGCAGUUUUUUUCCUCUCCCCUUACUGGUGCUGUGUCAGACUGCUUGGGCAGAAGGCCUGUCAUCUUGAUGACAGUGAUGGGCUUGAUAACAUCAUACAUGCUGUGGGCUGCCUCUAGGACUUUUGGCAUUUUUCUUCUCUCCAGGAUCGUAGGUGGAAUAAGCAAAGGGAAUGUCAGCCUCUCCACAGCUAUAAUUGCUGACUUGCACUCUCCAAAAGCACGGAGCAAGGGCAUGGCAAUGAUUGGCGUUGCUUUCUCCCUUGGUUUUACCCUGGGUCCCAUGAUGGGAGCUUACCUAGCCAUGGAGGCAGAGAAAGGAGAAGUCUUCUACCUUCGUUCAGCAUUGUUAGCACUUGUGUUUGCUGUGGCUGAUUUAAUUUUCAUCUUCUUCCUACUUCCGGAGACACUUCCCAAAGAAAAACGGGUCUCUUCUGUGACAUCUGGAUUUCAGGCAGCGGUUGACUUGCUCAGUCCUUGGGCCUUAUUUCAGUUCUCUGCAGUUACCCGAGGAAAGGAAUCCCCUUCAGAGGAAAAUCUUCAGAAUCUCAAAAUCUUGGGCCUGGCUUAUUUCCUGUACCUCUUCCUGUUUUCCGGCUUGGAGUAUACACUGAGUUUUCUCACUCACCAGAGAUUCCAGUUCAGCAGCAUGCAGCAGGGCAAGAUGUUUUUCUUUAUUGGAAUAACAAUGGCUGUGAUCCAGGGAGGCUAUGCUCGACGAAUCAAGCCAGGAAAUGAAAUCAGAGCUGUAAAAAAGGCUAUUAUGUUGCUGAUUCCGGCUUUCUUGUUAAUUGGAUGGGCUGCAAAUGUGACCAUGCUGAGCCUUGGACUCUUGCUGUACUCCUUCGCUGCGGCCAUUGUUAUCCCGUGUUUGUCAGCGGUGGUGUCAGGCUAUGGCUCCGCCGGCCAGAAGGGACGAGUGAUGGGCAUCCUGCGGAGCCUGGGUGCCCUCGCCAGAGCCCUGGGACCGAUCCUGGCAGCUACAGUUUACUGGCUGGCAGGGGCAGAGGUUUGCUUCACCGUCUGUGGAGCUUUGUUCCUCAUCCCCUUCAUUUUACUUGGCUCCAUAAAACAGCAGACCAAGGAGGAGUAGUUAACCCCAGCACUUCCCCUGGGCCUCUACAUGACCUGAUUCUUGGCAAAACAGUUGAGUAAAGCACCGAGCUCCUCAGCCGUGGUGUGACAGCACAGCACGGUGCAAUCCCAGCCCACGGCCACGCGCUGCCCUCGGGGCCAGCCCAGGACCCGGCCCGGAGGCGGCUCCCACCCAGACCUUUACACAGUCGUCACCAGAUCUUCCACAAAUGCGCAGUGAGCCUGGUGACAGCUGUACCAACCGCCUUAAAACACGAUGAUCACCAAGAAAAGCGAGGUCGCCUCAGCCUGACUGCUACCUUGGCACAGGUGGACUGUUUUUAAUAUGCAACUAAACUGAGAUAUGUUUUAUAUUUCUAAUGCCUUGUCGCAGGUUUUGAGGACCAAGCACUGUUCUUUUUGCAUUACAAAUAAACUAUUAGAAUGUA
Molecule: messenger RNA, 2095 nt
Organism: Tyto alba (common barn owl)
Lineage: Eukaryota; Metazoa; Chordata; Aves; Strigiformes; Tytonidae
Gene: SLC75A1
Product: major facilitator superfamily domain containing 10
Exons: 14
Coding region: 250-1665 (471 amino acids)
Biological process (GO): transmembrane transport
Cellular component (GO): brush border membrane
Molecular function (GO): transmembrane transporter activity
Source: RefSeq, a predicted model, not a curated record